AUGUCCGGGUCAGACUCGGACUCGGACUAUGCACUGGCGGCAGUGGCGCCGACAGCCGGCGAGGUGUGCUUGCGGCUGACAGCGGCGGCGAUGCUGGGAUAUGCGCUGGUGCUGAUUCUUGGUGUGGUCAUCAUCGAGGCUCGCGGAUGCGUGCCGCGGUCGCCGCUGCCGCUGUCGCUGCCGGCUGCGCUGGAGCCGGCCACGCUCGGGGUUUGGUCGGCGACGAAGACCCGGGUCUGCGCCACUCCGCCGUGCCUGGCGUAUCCGUACAUGCCGCACAUGGUGGUGAUGGCGGUCCUCUACGUGGUGAUUCUGGCUUGUGCUCAUCUGGCGACCAUGGCCUUGGUCGGCAGUGUGGGCGGACCAGACGCACCGAUGGCGGCGACGGUCCGGGUUGCCGGCGCCGCCCUGGCUGCGGUUGCUGUCCUUGCCGCGUACGUGUACACCCCGUUCCAGAUCCCGGCGGCAGAGAGUGGAACGUGCGUCCUGGCCGAGAUGGAGGUGUUCCAGGGCUGGGUCCGUGGUGCGCUGGUCGUGUUGGGCCUCGUCUUUGUUGCCGUUGUCACUGCGGUUACUGACCCGCUCCGCCGGCUAGGCCUUGCGCAGAUCUUUGAGUCAACGCGAAGCCUGCCGGGCGAGGAGCCGCCGAUUGUGGGCCGGCUCCUCUUCCCGCUCCUUGUCGGGCCUGCUCUCCUUCUCACUGUUGCACCCGAGCUCACCGCUACCCGGUUCUCGCUCCUCGUCGCCUGGCUCGGCUUUGCGGUCAUGGCCGAGUCGUUCACCUACGAGGCCUUCACCGAAGUCGUCCAUCAGGUCCGCCUCGAGCUUGCCGAGCUGUGCUUUGUCUGAUGAGCCUCGGCUGGCCAUGGCCUUGUCUGCCCGGGCGAUCUCCGGCACCGGCACCUGCUCACGCCAUCAACUCGGGUCGGCAUAGUAAUAAAGUCUUUCCCAAGCCGA
Thecamonas trahens ATCC 50062 is the source of this 957-nucleotide messenger RNA. RefSeq lists its product as uncharacterized. The transcript has 2 exons. The coding region runs from base 1 to 849 and encodes 282 amino acids. NCBI's taxonomy places the organism in Eukaryota, Apusomonadida, Apusomonadidae. The record is from RefSeq and is a predicted model, not a curated record.